This is a messenger RNA of Eptesicus fuscus (big brown bat), 2682 nucleotides long. RefSeq names its product tripartite motif containing 65 (gene TRIM65). The transcript is spliced from 6 exons. Gene Ontology annotation, biological process: positive regulation of autophagy. Lineage: Eukaryota; Metazoa; Chordata; Mammalia; Chiroptera; Vespertilionidae. Gene Ontology annotation, molecular function: zinc ion binding; protein binding. The coding region runs from base 1 to 1563 and encodes 520 amino acids. The record is from RefSeq and is a predicted model, not a curated record.
AUGGCCCAGCAGCUGCUGCAGGAAAAGCUGACCUGCGCCAUCUGCCUGGAGCUCUACCGGGACCCGGUGACGCUGUCCUGCGGCCACAACUUCUGCGGGGACUGCAUCCGGGACUGGUGGCGCGCCCACGAGGAGAGCCCCGAGUGCCCCCAGUGCCGGGAGCUCUGCCCCGCGCGCGCCGAGCUGCGCCGCAACGUGGCCCUGAGCGACGUGGUGGAGGCGGUGCGCGCCGAGCCCCCGGCCCCCCGCCCCGACCCCGACCCCGACCCCGACCCCGGCGCGCGCUGCCCGCAGCACGGGCGGCCGCUCGAGCUCUUCUGCCGCACCGAGGGCCGCUGCGUGUGCAGCGCGUGCACCGUCGGCGACUGUCGCCUCCACGAGCGGGUGCUGCUGGACGCUGCGCGCCGGGAGCGCGAGGCCCAGCUGAGAGCCAUGCUGGAGGUCACCCGGCAGCAGGCCACCCAGGCCGAGAGCCAGCUACAGGAGCUGCAGCAGCGAAGCCGCCGGAUCCAGAACUCGGCCUGCACCCUGGCUUCCAUGGUCUCCGGCAAGUUCAGCCGCCUGCUGCAGGCCCUGGAGCUGCGUCAGAUCAAGGCACUGAGGGGCAUCGAGGUGGCCAAGACGCAGGCCCUGGCGCAGGCCCAGGAGGAGGAGCGGCGGCUACAGGGCCACCUGGAGGCCACGGCUGUCUUUGACCGCAGGACCCAGGACCUCCUGGAGCAGUCGGAUGACCGAACCUUCCUCCAGGGAUCACAGCUCCUGGCGCCCCCAGGGCCUCUUGGGCCACUGACCCCCCCACAGUGGGAUGCCGAUCAGCAGCUGGACGGCCUGAAGGGAUUGCUGAGCCAGCUCUGUGGCCUCCUCCUGGACAGUGGGGACCCCCACGGGGCACCAGCUGAGGCGGCUGACUCGGGUCCCCCGGAGACCCCAGGCGCCCUGGCAUUGGUCCCAAGCCCGGUUUGUCCGCUGAGGAGGAAACUCUGGCAGAAUUAUCGCAAUCUGACCUUCGACCCGGAGAGUGCCAACCGCCACCUUUACCUGUCUCGGCAGGCCCGGCAGGUGGAGCACCGGCGGGUGCCCCGAGGCCCGGCUGAGCCGGGCAGCUUCGAGCUCUGGCAGGUGCAGUGCGCCCAGAGCUUCCGGUCCGGGCGGCACUACUGGGAGGUGCACACGCCGAACCACUUGGUGACGCUGGGCGUCGCCUACCCGGACCUGGCACGGCGCAAGCUGGGGCCCUACACGGACAACAUCGGCCGUGGGCCCGGCUCGUGGGGGCUCUGUGUUCAGGAGGACAGCGCCCAGGCCUGGCACAACGGGGAGGUCCAGCGCCUCCGAGGGGUGCCAGGGAAGCUGCUGGGCGUGGACUUGGACCUGGCCUCUGGUUGCCUCACCUUCUACAGCCUGGAGCCCGAGACCCAGCGCCUGCACACCUUCCACGCCAUCUUCACCCGGCCCCUCCGCCCUGUCUUCUGGCUCCUGGAGGGGAGGACCCUGACCCUGUGCCAUCGGCCUGAGGCCAGGCGCCCUCCGGGGCUCCAGGAAGAGGCCUCGGGGCUCAGCUGAGGAAGGCACAGGGGGGAACUCUGGACUGGGAACAGGAGCCACCAUGCCCGUGUGCCCAGGAGCCGCCCUUGCCCCUGGCCUGGGGGCCUGAGGCCACAGCUAUCGUGGGGCCAGCUGUUGGCCAGCAGACUGACUCAGGGUGAGGCUGGGCCCCUUGUGGGGGUGGAGGGCCCCCCAAACUGGAGUUAACUUUGCCAGUCUCUUUGAAAGGGGACAGGGACUAGGAAUGGAGUAAAAUGGGAGGCCCCUACUCCAGGCAGAGCCCAGUUCCAGGGCCUGCCUGGGCGUCAGAGGCAAGGGCAGCGCCCAGGGACUCCUGGUCCUACAGGAGAGCCGUGCAACGUGGUACACGCCACAGACUGCGGCAAAACAGUGCACCAGCGGCUCCAGCGUACCUCCCACGAGACUGUAGCCGGGGGAGCUUCGGGGUGUGGGGAGGGGAACCGCAAACUAUUCCUGAAGACAAUCUAGAGAAAGGUGGUUUUUACCUCCUCCUCCCCUGUCUCUAUCUCUCUUCUUUUUUCCUUAACAUUUUUUUUAAGUUCUUUUUUUUUCUUAAUAUGUUUUUAUUGCCUAGGAGAGGGAGAGAGAGAGAUAGAAACAUCAAUGAUGAGAGAGAAUCAUUGAUUGGCUACCUCCUGCACGCUCCCCACUGGGGAUCAAGCCCACAACCAGGCAUGUGCCCUUGACUGGAAUUGAACCUGGGAACCUUCAGUCCGCAGACCAAUGCUCUAUCCACCUAGCCAAAUCAGCCAGGGCUUUCCUUAACAUUUUGCUAUAUUCUGAUUUAUUUUGUAUAUCCUUGUGGCUGCCACUCCAUAAACAGUUGUGUUUUCUGCAUUUUUACUGAACUUAAGCAUUUUUCACAUUAUAAAAAUCGUUUCCUGAACGAUGAUCCUAUAAACAGUCAUUCUCAUGGCUGUCGGGGUUUUAUUGACCCAUUAUCGGACAUUCAAAUUGUUGGAUUUGGGCUCCUAAAGAUAUUGAUGUGAUGAGUAUUUCUGAGCAGGGUGGGGCGGCGUCCCAAUAUGCCAAGGUUGUGGGUUCGCUCUCGGGCCAGGGCCAGGUACGUACCGGAGUUAACCAAUGAACGCAUUAGUAAGUGGAAGGGCAAAUCAG